Prorocentrum cordatum is the source of this 1467-nucleotide messenger RNA. The record is from the annotation of a GenBank genome assembly. Lineage: Eukaryota; Dinophyceae; Prorocentrales; Prorocentraceae.
GGCCGCCCCAUGCGCAGCCGCGCCUGCCGGGCGCGCCUCGCCUGCCGGGCGCGCCUCCGCGGGCCCGUGGCCGCGGCCCCGCCGCCCGCCGGGGGGGGGCUCGGCGCGGGCGGAGGCCGGCGGCCGGCGCCGAUGGCGGCGGAGUCGCACUACGCCGCCGUGGUCGCCGUGUACGAGACGGCGUGGUGCUACAAGGAGGACGGGGACUUUCAGAAGUGGAUGCUGGAGCAGGUGUCGAGCUUGCUGCCGACGCCCUGCUCUGCCCUGGUGGACAUCGGCUGCGGCACGGGCGCCUUCUCGGCGGCGCUGGCGGAGCAGGCCGGCGUGCCCGUGGUGGGGGUGGAGCCCUCCGCUGAGAUGGCCGCCAAGGCGUCCGAGCGAGGGCUCGAGGUUGAAGUGACCGACGCCAUCGCCUGGUCGGUCUCCGCCGGGGAGAGGCCGUUCGACUUCAUGCUGCUCAAGGAGGUGCGGCACCACAUCGAAGACCCGCUCCUCUUGUACAGCAACCUCGCGAGGAGGCUGCCACCCGGCGGCAAGGUGGUACUGGUCACCCGGCCCGACGACGCCGAGGGCUACCCGUUUCCUGGGCAUGAUAAGUGGGCAGCGGGGAACUUGGUCAAGCUGCCCGAGCACGUUCAGGCGCUUGCAGACGCGGGCCUGACGGCAACGGUGGAGGAGCGGCCGUACCCCGUCUCCAUGCCCAGGGCCGAGUGGGAGCGGCUGGUCCGCGCGCAGUUUUGGUCUUUCCUGCACGAGCUGAGCGCGGAUGACAUCGACGCGGGCCUCAGGGACCUCGGCCUGCAGGAGACCGUGCGGUUCAACGACCGCAUCACCUUCGUUGUCGGUUGCAAGCCCGCGGCGAAGACCGGGUGCCAAGGCGACGCCCUGCCGCCGUUUCUGGCGGGGUGAACUCGUCUCGCUAGGUGGCUAAAGGACUCUGAUGGUUCUCCGGAGGGUGCAAUGAGAGAAGGGACGAGAUUACACGUCUGGGCCUGGAUCACUCCAAGGCACAAGCCGGCCCCGAGCAAUUGGAUCGCGAUCCAAAUUUUCUUCUGGGACUCGCAAGGCUAACCCCGCGAGGCCCGAAAUUGACGGCCCGCUCGCGCGCGACGGCGCGCACGCUGGGGAAGCCCCUGGGCCUAGGGCCCGUUUCUCUUUGGACCCCUGCUCCGCCAGGGCGACGAAUUUUCAUCCCCUCUGCCUUUCAGGAUCCGAGGCCUUCGGGUGUCGGUCGUUGCACAAAUACAUUCUACCAUUCGGCUUGCCGUUGGCAUGUGUGCGUGCCAGUUGCAUUGGCGACAACUUUGAAGCCCGCAAGUUGCUUGUCAGCUUUCGUCUCCAGUGCAGACCUGCCUUCUUUCUUCGACAGGAGUUGCCCUGCUUUGCUGAUGAAGUUCCCGCCCAGACAAAACAUGCCACCAACGCGACCCAAAUUGGGAAACGACUCUUGAGUUGCAUUGCUUGGCA